GGGCAAUAUGGAGACCAGAUACCUAUCUUUCCAUGGUCCUGAAACUGUUGGAGAGAAGAUCAUGAUUGCACCGCUUGCCUGCUCGUAAAAGUAUGAAGGUCAGCCCAAACCAGUCUUCUCCCAGAUCGUUCUGCGUUCUUUAAUCCAGAAGAUAACAGAGCACAAAGCUAGUCAACCUCUAUUCGAGAAGCAUUGCAUACGGCAUUUGCUCGGAUGAAGCAUCUUAUAAUCCCAAUCAAAGCUUGUUGUGUAACCAUGGACAUUGUCUCUUGGACCUUCGAACAUGAAGAGCUUGACUCAGAAGCCCCAAUAUACAUAGACGUCAACGAUUCCACUCGCAGCAUAUCAACCAGACAAGUUCGAACACUCGUUCGACAGCUUGUGAGCGGCUUUCAUAAUCAUGGUGUCAAGAAAGGAGACUGUAUCUGCGUAAUAAGUUUUAACGAUAUCCAUUACACGUCUCUCUAUCUUGGAAUCAUUGGCUCUGGAGCUUGCUUUACAGGAGCAAAUCCAGGCUACACGGGACGAGAGCUUGCUCAUCAUGUCAAGAUUACAGGAUCUAAGAUCUUGCUCACUGAGCUGAAAACCCUUCCUGUUGCUCUCGAAGCUGCAGAGGAAUGUGGGAUCUCUCAUUCGAAUGUCUUCGUCUUAAAUUAUCAAGACGAAGCAGUGCCAAGUCCCCAUCAAUCAUGGAACUCCCUUCUCAGUCAUGGCGAGAAUGACUGGGCAAAGAUCGAAGACCCAAGCACGCCUGCUGCGUUCGUCAGUACAAGUGGUACUUCUGGACUUCCCAAAGCAGCAAUACUCCCACACUCUUAUCUCAUCUCUCAGGGGAAUUUCCAAGAAACCAUGAUCCGCAAGGACGAGAAAAUCUCAUCACUGAUAGCCGUGCCGCCAUUCCACGUUUUCACCAUGCCUGUACAACAUGCACUGCCUCUCCGCACAGGCUCUCCUGCAUACAUCAUGCCGCGCUUCGACGAAGGCGCAUUCGUCCGUGCACUCGGAGAAUUCAAUGUCACACAGACAAUUGUCGUUCCUCCAAUCUUAAUGGCGCUGACGAAACGUUCCUCUUCAGAGCUUGUCUCACUGCGAAAGAUCUUCGUCGGUGGUUCGGUCGCCACAUAUGGCAUGCAACAACAGCUUUACUCAAAGCUGAGUCCGGAAGCUAAGAUCGUGCAGGUGUAUGGUAUGACUGAAGUUGGAUGGGCCACAGCUUGGACGAAAGGGGCAAAGGAUGAGACCGGAAGUGUUGGCCAAGCACUUCCUGGGGCACGGAUUAGGCUCAUGGCAACCGAUGGACGUGCUAUUGAAAAAGAUUCCACCACUGGCGAAGUUCAGAUACACACGCCGACUUCCAUGAAAGGAUAUCUGAACAACGCUGCAGCCACCACUGAAGCUUUUACGUCGGAUGGUUGGGUCCGCACUGGCGACAUUGGGUACGUGAAGGACGGCAACUGGUACAUCAUCGACCGAACAAAAGACCUCAUCAAAGUCCGAGGCUGGCAAGUCUCACCAGCCGAGAUAGAAGCCGCAUUGCUAGAACACCCCGACAUCGUUGAUGCAGGCGUGAUUGGAGUUCCAGCCGCAGAUGGCUGCGGCCAAUCUCCUGCUGCUUUCAUCAAGAAGAAAGAAAACAGUGAGCUCGAAUUGAAAGACGUGAGGACUUUCUUGGCCGUGCGACUAGCGAGGUAUAAGAACGUCGAGAAAGUGGAGUUCGUUGAUACCAUCCCGAGAAACCCCACUGGAAAGAUCCUCAGACGCAUUCUUCGUGAUACCAGAAUCCCUGAUGUGGUGACGAAGGACAUGCUUGCUGCACAGAAGUAUGCUACUGAGCUGAAAAAAUUGGAGGCGUACAAUAGAUCGAGGACUUCGAUGUCGUUGGAUCUAGAAAGGUCCGACAUGAAGACGCAAGACGAAAGUGUGACGGAAAUAGACAUCGAGUCGGAUCGGUUGAAACAGAGCAUCGAACAAAUUGAGAUACCAUGUGAGCCAAGUAGGAAGAGCAGGAAGAGGAAAUGUUGCCCAGCUUCGCCAUUGGAGUACUUGCGUAAGCUCCGGUGUGGGAUUCGAGGCCGUGGUUGAGACUAUGGCAGGUAGAUAUUUGAUUGCAUCUUAGAGGCGUUGGGAAGGCUCACGAUAUUAAAGAAUGCUUGAGAAAUAUGCACAUUUUCCGAAAUGAGACGUGAACUUGAAACAACAAGUCUUUCCCUAAUCUUUGAGUAAUAAUGAAUACGACCGAGAUGGGCUUUGGGAUGACAAAUUUGAUGUCCCAGAAUGGGGACAUUCGAAGUCUGAGGUGGUGCCUCGAAACUUUUCUUCGAUAGGGAAAUCGACGUAACUUAUGUCAAAUGACCAGAAAACCUUCGGGUAUCCGGGCACUCGCAAUCAAUUGAGACAUGCUCUCCGUACCAAUU
Mollisia scopiformis is the source of this 2414-nucleotide messenger RNA. Its product is annotated as acetyl-CoA synthetase-like protein. The record is from RefSeq and is a predicted model, not a curated record. NCBI's taxonomy places the organism in Eukaryota, Fungi, Ascomycota, Leotiomycetes, Helotiales, Mollisiaceae. The coding region runs from base 214 to 2082 and encodes 622 amino acids. Gene Ontology annotation, biological process: secondary metabolic process. The transcript has 5 exons. Gene Ontology annotation, molecular function: CoA-ligase activity.